Phaethon lepturus (White-tailed tropicbird) is the source of this 1083-nucleotide messenger RNA. It is a transcript of the gene VAV2, whose product is annotated as vav 2 guanine nucleotide exchange factor. The record is from RefSeq and is a predicted model, not a curated record. The annotation marks the transcript as partial. The transcript is spliced from 13 exons. Gene Ontology annotation, molecular function: guanyl-nucleotide exchange factor activity. NCBI's taxonomy places the organism in Eukaryota, Metazoa, Chordata, Aves, Phaethontiformes, Phaethontidae. Gene Ontology annotation, cellular component: cytoplasm. Gene Ontology annotation, biological process: cell migration; regulation of GTPase activity.
CGAACAUGAUCUGGGGGAGGAUAUUUAUGACUGCGUCCCCUGUGAAGAUGAAGGCGAUGAUAUCUAUGAAGAUAUCAUCAGAGUGGAAGUUCAGCAGCCCAUGAUUAGAUAUAUGCAGAAAAUGGGAAUGACGGAAGAUGACAAAAGAAAUUGCUGUUUGCUAGAAAUCCAAGAAACUGAGGCCAAAUACUACAAAACACUUGAAGAUAUAGAAAAGAACUAUAUGAACCCACUGAGGCUGGUACUGACUCCCCAAGACAUGGAGGCUAUUUUUAUCAAUUUGGAGGACCUAAUUAAAGUGCACUUCAGUUUCCUGAGAGCCAUCGAUGUCUCUAUGAUGUCUGGAGGAAGCAGCCUGGCAAAAGUGUUUCUGGAAUUCAAAGAGAGGCUGCUGAUUUACGGCAAGUACUGCAGCCACAUGGAGUACGCCCAGAACACGCUCAACCACCUCCUCGCCAACAGGGAGGACGUCAGGCAGAAGGUGGAGGAAUGCACACUAAAGGUUCAGGAUGGGAAAUUUAAAUUGCAAGAUCUGCUGGUGGUUCCGAUGCAAAGAGUUUUGAAAUACCAUCUCCUGUUAAAAGUAAUUUUGGGCCAUUCGUCAGACCGGCCAGAGAAGCAACAGCUGAAGGAGGCUCUGGAGGCGAUGCAGGACUUGGCCAUGUACAUAAAUGAAGUAAAGCGGGACAAAGAGACUUUAAAGAAAAUAAGUGAAUUUCAGAGCUCUAUAGAGAAUCUGCAAGUGAAGCUGGAGGAGUUCGGGAGGCCGAAGAUCGAUGGCGAGCUGAAGGUCCGCUCCAUAGUCAACCACACCAAGCAGGACAGGUAUUUGUUUUUAUUUGAUAAAGUGGUGAUUGUCUGCAAAAGGAAAGGGUACAAUUAUGAGCUGAAAGAAAUUAUUGAGCUGCUCUUCCACAAGAUGACUGACGACCCUAUGAACAACAAGGACAUUAAAAAGUCUCAUGGAAAAAUGUGGUCCUACGGCUUCUACCUAAUUCACCUUCAGGGGAAGCAGGGCUUCCAGUUCUUCUGCAAGACGGAGGAGAUGAAGAGGAAGUGGAUGGAGCAGUUUGAAAUGGCAAU